AUGGAACAACCCCCCCAGCAGCAGCAGCAGCAGCAGCUCAUCCGCAUCGCCAACAUCUCGGGGCGGUACCUCGUCUUCGACCCGGAUGCCGUGAGCGCCCUCCGCCGCAGGGCAAACACCAACGGCACCCUGGUGGGCACCACGCCGCAGCAGCCGACGCAGAACAUCUUCCUGGGCCUGCCCAUUGAGCUGCGGCCCGAGGAGGUGGACGCGCUGGUGCGAGCGGGCGUCGCCUACGUCGUGGAUGACGUCGCCGCGCACAAGUCGGCGCUGCUGUCGCUCGGGCCCGACGAGCGGAGGGCGUACAUUGGCUCGCUGCGGUCGCGGAAGCAGGCCGCGCACAAGGUCUUUGCCGAGAUGACGGCCCACAAGGCUUCCAUUGCGGCUACCAAGGCCGACAAGAAGAAGCGUGAUCCGGGGGCAUCUGAAGGCGGUGGCGGCGGCGGCGGCGGCAAACUUGAUGGCAGCAGUGCCUACUCUCGCAAUAGCCAAGUGACUUCGCUGGGCGUCACGCCGACUUCCAGCGUCAACUAUGUCUCCCCAGAUGCUCACGCCCUGCCUGUGGAACACAACCGUGACUCGGAAAGGGGGGCGCUGUGCCAGUUCAUGCUGAGCAACGGGUUCUACAUGACGCCCGGCUUGCGCUUCGGUGCCCGCUACAGCGUCUAUCCCGGUGAUCCCCUGCGUUUCCAUGCGCACUUCAUGGCCAACGAAUACGGCUGGGAGGAAGAGAUACCCAUCCUUGACAUCGUAGGCGGCGGCAGACUGGCAACAGCUGUAAAGAAGGCGUUCCUCAUAGGCGGCCGUGAGCCGUCCGCCACAAAACCUGAUUCGGCCCUCCCUUCUGUAAGAAGCUUCAGCAUAGAGUGGGCCGGCAUGUAG
Molecule: messenger RNA, 882 nt
Organism: Trichoderma reesei QM6a
Lineage: Eukaryota; Fungi; Ascomycota; Sordariomycetes; Hypocreales; Hypocreaceae
Exons: 1
Coding region: 1-882 (293 amino acids)
Biological process (GO): tRNA-type intron splice site recognition and cleavage; tRNA splicing, via endonucleolytic cleavage and ligation
Cellular component (GO): tRNA-intron endonuclease complex
Molecular function (GO): nucleic acid binding; tRNA-intron lyase activity
Source: RefSeq, a predicted model, not a curated record